Molecule: messenger RNA, 5790 nt
Organism: Caretta caretta (loggerhead turtle)
Lineage: Eukaryota; Metazoa; Chordata; Testudines; Cheloniidae
Gene: PRSS55
Product: serine protease 55
Biological process (GO): proteolysis
Molecular function (GO): serine-type endopeptidase activity
Source: RefSeq, a predicted model, not a curated record
AUGAGGAGCACACAUACAGAAUGUGGCCUCAGACCCUCUUACAAACCAUCCACGCUGAAAAAGUCAAAGACCGUAGGAGGCAUGGGUGCCACGUCCAGUGAGUUCCCCUGGCAAGUGAGCAUCCAGACCAAAGAGAAGCAUUUUUGCAGCGGGUCAAUUAUAAGCAGCUGGUGGAUUUUAUCCGCGGCACAUUGUUUCACAAAUGAACUUCCACCAGAUCUUUACAUAGCCUUUGGGGCAGCCGACUUGGAAAGCCACCAAGUAGAGAAGAAAAAGCUGGACAGGCUGAUUCUGCAUGAGCACUUCGAUAGCGCGAACAUGGACAACGACGUAGCCUUGAUCCUGCUCGACUCACCGAUAGAGUUCAGUGAACAGAAACUGCCCAUCUGCUUGCCCUUCAUUCGUGACCUUCAGACAUGGAAGGGCUGCUGGGUUGCUGGUUGGGGAGCCCCGGUUGCAGGGGACAAGACGACAUUAACCAAGAGGCUAAAGAAAAUGGAGAUGAAGCUGAUCAGCAAGAAGCAGUGCUCCGAGUGGGUCCCGGAGCUAACGGAGAACACACUGUGUGCUGGCUCCGCGGAAGGAGGGAAGGAUGCCUGCCAGGGAGACCACGGGGGACCUUUGGUUUGCACCUAUGGAGACGUCAUGAAGUGGUUCGCACUUGGCAUAGUCAGCGGGGGAGAAGGCUGCGGGGAAAAACAGCAUCCCGGAAUGUACACCUUCAUUUUCAACUACUUGGAGUGGAUCCAGGCAGAGACAGCCAGGGAAGGGAAGCCUUUUAUCCCCGAAGGGCUGGAUAACAUCACAAUUUCAAAGCGGCUUCGCUCCGGCGCUAGGAAGCAGCCUGCAUCUCCUGCUUCUUCGCUCCUUUUGUUUUUCUAUUUUACUAUUUUGCUAGUGAUGAUUUUCAAACCAUACUAAAAAUCAAUUUCACCAUCCUGAUUCUCCUCUCCUUUAUAGAAAUCUUCAUAACAACACCUAUCGCUUACAGAGACACUUCAUCAGUAGAUCUCAAAGCACUUAGAAUAUCAGGGUUGGAAGAGACCUCAGGAGGUCACCUAGUCCAACCCCCCUGCUCAGAGCAGGACCAAUCCUGAAUUUUUGCCCCAGAUCCCUAAAUGGCCCCCUCAAGGAUUGAGCUCACAACCCUGGGUUUAGCAGGCCAAAGCUCAAACCACUAAGCUAUCCCUCCCCCUCCCUGUGCCUUUACAGUCUUUAAUGGAUUUAUCCUCACUACAGCCCUGGUGGGGAACUGAGGCAUCAGGAGGCUUAGUUACUUGCUUAAGGUCAGACAGGGAGUAUGGAGGAGCUGGGAAUUACUAGUUACCAAUAUGCUUUUGUGUGGGAUCAUCCAGUGAAGCUCCAUGUUAAUGAUAUGAGCUAAUGCCAAUGUGAUGGAUGAUGAAUUAGAGAUACAGCAGAGAGACCGUCAGAAACUAAAUCAAUAAACAUAGAAAAUCUGGAAAACAGAAGUCCUGACCCUUUCAAAAGUCAGCACUUCCCAAACAGUUGCAUCAGAAACAAGCAGUUAUUUCCUAGUCUAAGUACAGUUCCAGGAAAUACAGGGGUAUCUGAGAUAUCAUUGCAGGAAAAGUUGCUGGUAAAUAGUCUUUCAAUUGCAGCCACUGAAGAUUCUUUGAAAUUUCAAAUUUGGCCUAUGACUAACCACCAUCAUUGCUUUUGAAUGUUGGGCUUAGUUGGGACAAGGUGCUACAGAAAAAAUUAAAAGGAGUACUUGUGGCACCUUAGCGACUAACCAAUUUAUUUGAGCUUGAGCUUUCGUGAGCUACAGCUCACUUCAUCGGAUGCAUACCCGAUGUAUGCAUACCUGAUGUAGCUCACGAAAGCUCAUGCUCAAAUAAAUUGGUUAGUCUCUAAGGUGCCACAAGUACUCCUUUUCUUUUUGCGAAUACAGACUAACACGGCUGUUACUCUGAAACAAGAAAAAAUUAAGGUAGCAGAGAACCUUCUGCGAUUUGCCCAUUAGUCACCGUAUAAAGAAGGCAUCCGUUAUGGUAAUUAGACAAAGUGCUAAUAUCGAUACACAGUCCUUCUAAACAGGAGGUAUUUUUUUUAAAAGAAAGAUGGUUACUAACUGCAGGUUCAAAGAAAGAGCUCAAACAACAAAGCUUGAAUUCUAGCUUUGUCUCCUUUGUUUACCAGGGAUUACACCGUGUUGGGAAUUCUGUGCAGCACAGAGAGACAUCUAGUGGCUGAAUAAACUACUUCAAGUAAACAGAUCAUAGCACAAAGGAAGGCAAAAGUGAAUAGCAUUUUAUUUAUAUUAAGGGAUCUCUCCUGAGCGCAUUUACAUUCGCUCAGCGAAACAAAUGAGAGUUAAAGGUGCUCAGUGUAAACUGACAGACCACGGUCAUCAUCAGGCAGGAUUGAAUUUAAGAUCUCUGGAGCUUAGUGCAUGAGUCUCUACUGCAUGACCUCUCUCUUGCUCUCUCUUGUGUCUCGGUGCCACUAGAUGGGACAGAACACCACACCCUAGAGGUGUGUGGGUUAAAUCAGCACAUGACCUGAGGCAUUCAGAACCCUCACACAAUCUGUCCCUUACCUCUCAACUAGGCAUGUUGCCAAAUGAUUUCUGGUCCUUUCAAUUUUGAGACCUUUCUUAGAUUCUCUUGAGCUGUCUUGAAAGAGAAUGCUUAGUCAUGCAGUAAUGGCUGUUCAAUAUCCCACCCUGUGCAACACUAUAAAAGCCCAAGGACUUACAGCAAUGAUAAAACUCUGCAGUAGGAUUGUGGGGAGCAAAUUGGUUUUAAUUACCUGGGUGCUUUCUGGCUAGCUAGCAGAGCAGCCUUGUAAAUGAGAAUUAAUUCAUCCACCUUAAGCUAAUGCAAACCCAUCUUGGCAUAAGAGUCAGACUUUAUUUUGUGUGUCAUCUGCAGGGAAAAUAAUGCCUAAUUAUUAUUAGUACUGAGUAACGCUUAUGAAAAUUGCUCUACAUUAAUUUCACAUGGCUGGCUGGCUAAUGGAUUCACAAGGGCCUUGUAACACUCUAUAAAAAGACUAAUAGACACUAAAAACAAGGGGAACACAUUACUCUAACAGCUAUUUGUACGCGAUGAUGUCCACUAGCAUUAAUACCUGUAUUUAUUUUGCCUCCCAUUAAUAAUAUAUCAGCCAAUUAUAGAAGCUGUAGCAAUGGUUGGCUGUCAAGCAAUGUUUCCUAAUGCUGCAGUCUAAUCAGCUGUGGAAUUGUUUCCCCAAGGGAAAUGAUGGAAGGUUUAUCACUUGUGUCAUUGCUAUGGAGAGGUUCCAUAAAGUGCUAAUCUAUAGCACGCUGCAUGGAAGAAUCCUGAGUUUACAGGGAGACAUUGGCUAACCUUGUAGAUCUUUCCAUCUCUAACAUCUACAAUUCUAUGAGACUAUAAGAACAAUGAAGGAUGUAAAGCAGUAUGAGCCAGUGUUUAGAGCAGGACCUUUGGAAACAGCAAAUCAAGGUUCUAAUCCCGGCUUUGAUGCCAAGUCAUUGAGAGACCUUGGGAAAGUCACAUCAACUCCCCGUGCCUUGGUUUCCCUAUUUGUAAAGUGGAGAUGAUAAUACUCAUCCUCUUGGCAAUGCAUGUUAAACUCCACAGAUGAAAAUGGCUUUUUAAGUAGUAAGUCGUGGUGUCUUUUCUCAGUCUAUGAUAUCACAGGGCUCACCAUUACCAACAGAUAUGGCUGAGUUACCACAGAUUUCCCUUACGGUUAGAGCAGGGAAUACCAGGGGUAUCUCAGAUAGCUCUGGGUGGUAAGUAGAACUGAUUGAAAAAAUUGCGACAGAAAAGUUCCAUGGGAAAACGCAAUGUUGUCAAAAAAUGUUCCAUGGAUUUUUUUUUUUUUUACUGAUUUGAAAUAGAAAUGGAGUAUUUCAUUUUGACUCUGUUUCAUUCUUUUAAAACAUUUUGCCUUCUAAUUAAUUUUAGUAUCAGAUUAAUACCUGUAAUAUUGCUAUCUAUAGAUUAUAAUCUUCUGCAUACAUAUUAUUGUAUGUUGGCAUUAUCAAACUGAAACGUUUUGAUAAGGUCAGUUUGAUGUUUCUGACGUAAUGUUUCAGAAUUUCCACUCCACACAAUUGUUCAAGAUUUUGAGGUCUCAUCACGGUUUGGGUCGAAGGGAUGUUCCCUUUGAAAUUGGUUUUUCCUGACCAGCUCUAAAAUGUUAGCAAAUGCUGAUUUUUCUUUCUUGGUCACUGCAGGUGAAAUAUUAAGAUGGCCAAUUAAAUCACUCCACAGUGCUACCAGCACACUUGAGUUCUAAGUAGAUUCAAAGUCUGCAGGGGAGGGAGAGUCAGACCCAGCGUUUUGGUUUGGACCCAUGUUUACCAGGGUUGCAUGCCAAGAGCCAGAUCAUGUGUUGCCCACACAGGCAGAGCUGUCCCUAGGGGACAGUGAAUCGGGGUGAUUGCUUGGGGCCCCGUGCUUUGGGGGGGCCCUGCAGGCCAGUGCAAUUGGCUGGUGCGGUCGGUCCUGAAAGUUAGGGUACCUAAGGAAUGGGAUGGAGAACAAUCCUGCCGUUAUUACCCUUCUUUGACAGGGUAACUGAUUUCAUGGAUAGGGAGAUAGAGGGGGACAUAAUAUACCUGUACUUUAGCAAGGCUUUCGACACAGUCCUCUAUUUCAUUCUGAUAAAUAAGCUGGAGAAAUGCAGGCUUGAGAGAAUACCAUUAAGUGGAUACAUAAUUGAUUAAACAACUGCAAACAAAGAGUAACUAUUAAUGGAAUGCUGUUGGAUUGGAGGGAGAUCUCAAGUGGGGUUCCCCAGGAAUCUGUUCUGGGUCCAGUGUUUUUUAACAUCUUUAUUACUGACCUGGAGGUAGGUAUAGAGAGCGCACUGAUCCAGUUUGCAGAUGGCAAAAGGUUGGGGUGGGUGGUUGCCAAUACUUUGGAGGAUGGAGCUAAAAUUCAGAGGGUUCUUGAUAAAUUGUAGAAAUGAAAUUCAACAAAGACAAAUGUCGGGUGCUUUGCUUAGGGAAGAAAAACCAACUGCACGAAUCCUGACUGGGGGAAAAUUGACUUAGCAGCAGCUCUGCUGAGAAGUUCCAGGAGAUGUGGUGCAUCACAACUCAACAUGAGUCAACAAUGUGAUGCUGUUGCGAAAAAAGCAAAUGCAAUUUUGGGUUGCAUAACAGCGGCACAGCGUGCAAGCCAUGGGAAGUGAUAGAGCUGCUCUGCUCAGUGCUGGUGAGGCCUCAGCUGGAGUACUGUGUCCAGUUUUGGUCACCAAUGUAUAGACAGGAUCUAGAGAAACUGGAAAGGACCCAGAGGUGAGCGACAAAGAGGAUCAAAGGGAUGGAAUGCAAGCCGUGUGAGCAAAGGCUGAAGGAACUGGGUAUGUUUAGUUUGGAAAAGAGGAGAUUAAGGGAGAUAUGAUAGUGGUCUUCAGAUAUUUGAAAGGCUGCCACAAAAAAGAUGGAGGGAUGUUGUUCUCUCUUGCCGCAGGGGGCAGGACAAGAGGCAAUGGGGUCAAACUACAGCAUAGCAGACUUAGAUUAAAUCUCAGGAAAAACUUCCUAACGGUAAGACCAGUAGGGCAAUGGAACAGACUGCCUGGAGGGGUUGUGGAAGCUCCUUCACUGGAGAUUUUCAAAAGGAGUCUGGAGCCAACUGUCUGGGAUGGUUCAGACCAGGGGUCGGCAACCUUUCAGAAGUGGUGGGCUGAGUCUUCAUCUAUUCACUCUAAUUUAAGGUUUUGCGUGCCAGUAACACAUUAACAUUUUUAGAAGGUCUCUUUCUGUAAGUCUAUAAUAUAUAACUAAACUAUUGUUGUAUGUAAAGUAAAUAAGGUUUUUAAAGA